AUGCGAACUAGUAACUCAAGAUCCCUGAAACUUUGGUAUAAAUGCUGUCGGUCUUCUACUAGAGCAUCAGUAAGAUACAACUCUCUCAAAAUGAAAUUCGUAGUGCUUUCCCUCCUCGUCGCCGUGGCCUGUGCCGACCGGCUGUACGAUGCCCCAGCGGCUCGUGCUGCCUCCGACGAGAUCGCCAUCUUGAGGGACGACCGCGUGAUCGAGGACGACGGAAGGUACAACUUCGACAUGGAGACUGCCAACGGAAUCGUCAUGUCUGAGUCUGGCUCUCCUACAGGAGACGAGGGAGCCAUCAACAGUGCCGGAUCCUUCUCGUACACCGCUCCUGACGGCACUGAGGUCCACCUUCAGUACGUAGCUGACGAGGGCGGCUUCCAGCCACAGGGCGCCCACCUGCCAGUGGCCCCGACAAUAUCUGACCCUAAUUAUGUAUCACAGGUAGUGCUUUCCCUCCUUAUCGCCGUGGCCUGUGCCGACCGGCUGUAUGAUGCCCCAGCGGCUCGUGCUGCCUCCGACGAGAUCGCCAUCUUGAGGGACGACCGCGUGAUCGAGGACGACGGAAGGUACAACUUCGACAUGGAGACUGCCAACGGAAUCGUCAUGUCUGAGUCUGGCUCUCCUACAGGAGACGAGGGAGCCAUCAACAGUGCCGGAUCCUUCUCAUACACCGCUCCUGACGGUACUGACAUCCACCUUCAGUACGUAGCUGACGAGAACGGCUUCCAGCCACAAGGUGACCACCUGCCCGUGGCCCCCGAGUUCCCCCACCCGAUCCCUCAGUUCGUCCUCGACCAGAUCGCCUUCGCUGCUGAGGAGGACGCUCGCAAUGCCCGUGGAGAAGUCUCCCGCUCCUAUGGUGCUCCUCUUGAUGACUAAACUGUGUUAGUCGAAUAACUCUCCACCGCUGAUUUACUAUUUAUAUUUACAUUAUAUACUGAUAUUAUAUCAUCUGCUGAUGCAGACUAUCUCCUAUUUAUUGUUGCACAAAUAAAUCUCAUACCAAA
Molecule: messenger RNA, 1013 nt
Organism: Penaeus indicus
Lineage: Eukaryota; Metazoa; Arthropoda; Malacostraca; Decapoda; Penaeidae
Product: larval cuticle protein LCP-30-like
Exons: 5
Coding region: 1-885 (294 amino acids)
Cellular component (GO): chitin-based extracellular matrix
Molecular function (GO): structural constituent of chitin-based larval cuticle
Source: RefSeq, a predicted model, not a curated record